Molecule: messenger RNA, 1659 nt
Organism: Pisolithus orientalis
Lineage: Eukaryota; Fungi; Basidiomycota; Agaricomycetes; Boletales; Pisolithaceae
Exons: 10
Coding region: 1-1659 (552 amino acids)
Source: RefSeq, a predicted model, not a curated record
AUGCCUUGGGUUGUCACAGAUCUUUUGGAUUUGAAUGUGAGAGAUAAGCCACAUCCAAGGGUGGUUCCCAGCAGCCAUGCAGUGAAAAGACAAUAUGUGGUUGCUAAUUUGGCUGACUACAUUGGUGUUGGGGACACCACAAACAGGAGAGCUCUCCUUCUUGGUCAUGUCAACAAGUGGGCUAAUGAUGUUGGCCCCAGUUCUGGCAACAAUAGUCCUCAAAACUCUGUUCCUUCCAACUCUCACUCCAAUUUGACACCCUGCUGUGGGGAGAGGGAUCUCCCUACACUAGGAGUGUCUGCACUAUUGGUUAUGAAGAAUAACAACUUUGAAGCCCCCAAGUUAGAGACAGAGAGAGCAAGCAGAGUAGCAGAUUCCUGCUCCCCACACCACCCACCAUCUUUGACUGUCCCUUCCUUAACCACUAAUGCUACCAGUGUCAGCUCAGCAGCAUCUGAUACAAUUCCAGUCUACAGCAGAACUCCCUUGAUAAUCCCAAGUGGUUUGCUGACUCAUGAUGAGAGUGGAGAUGAUGACAAAGAUCAACAGGGAGCUGUACCUGUCAGGUUCACAGGCUAUCACAAGACAAAGCUGGUUGCACACAUGGCCAAUGCCCAUUUUAACUUAGAACUUGAAGAGAGUGACAAUGAUUUCAACAGGCCCAUUUCCAACAUGGCCCUGGCCAGUUCUAAGUGCAAACAUACUGACCAUAGCUCUGAAUAUGUUGUGACAUCUGAGGUUGAUGAAGUGGAUGAUGAUGGCCACCAUGAUAGAAAUAUUCAUCUACACACACCAAAGGCCCCUGAGCACUGCCAUGUGACUGCAAUGCUGGUGAAGAAAGCAAAGACUAGUAACAACUUUAGUGAACAAGGAGCAAAUACUGCAACUUGUCUGCUUAUGGUGUGGUGCAGCAACUUUGGCUCCACUGCUAUCACAAUCAUAGCUCAUUUCCUUGUGGCAGGCCCUAUUAACAAUAUAGAUGCCAAGUCUAUGGACUUGCCUGCAAUUCAGGAGACAUGCAAUGACCUCCUGGAGAGGUUCUCAUUCUUGUGUCAAGACCUUGACCAUCAGAAUCCCACAAACACUUUCCACUCACAGUUCAUACUGCAGCUCCUUGCCCACACUCAUUUGCAAUCCUGUGUUGGAUGCCCUGAUAUCCCAGCACUCAGAAUGGAUACUUUGAAAGCAUUUGGUGUCCAAGGGGCCCUUGCCCUUUCUUGUGCUGUACUCAAGUGUGCCAUUCAGCUAUUCCAAAGGGGUGACAUGGACAUCAACAACCAGAUCAGUACCUGGGGCAAGGCCACUGUGAAGACUCCCCUCAAACUCAACAGGAUGUCUGGGAAGGAAUCAUUGGCUGCCCUGGCAUUCUUGGAGCAAAACUGGGGAAUGUGUACCAGGCACUAUUAUAUGUCAGUUGCUAAAUGUGAUCAUUUGGCACUGACAGAAAUCAUUUCCAUGGUAAAUGCCCUUGUCUCACCAGCCAUGGAUUCCUUGUUGGAUGAUGGUAGUCUCCAAGUUGAUUCAGUGGCAGAAGACCUUGCCACUUUGCUAUCACCUUCUGUCAGCCCCAACUCACAACUACAAUUUCUACAUUUGUUUAAUGUUUGGUACUCCUCCACUCUCAAUACCUAUCAUGUUUCUAACCUGAUAAGUGCAUGA